AUGGUCCUCGUUCCUGAUGAUGUCACCCGUGAGUGCUGUGAUGGUGGUGAAGAGUCUGCUCUUCUCUUCUACGGGAGAAACAUGUCCCAGCUGGACCAUGAGGCCAACCUCACCAGCAACAUGGUGCUGGUGCCGCUGACCCAUCAGAAUGUCACUGUGGAAGCUGGCACCAGCUGCCAGGUGGCCGGCUGGGGGACCUGGCAGACUGGAGGACGUCUCUCCCGCUUCCCAAGGAUCGACAACAUGACCGUGACACCCAAAGACCACUGUCGCCACAACAGUGUGUGCACUGGUGUGCUCACCCGCCAGGGUAGAAUCUGCCAGGAGCAGGAAGCUGUGGGAGCAGCUGUCUGCUCAGUGGUGCUGACUGGGGUGUGGGGUGGAGCAGGGCCCGGGGACACCCUGACAUGCCUGCCACCCGCUCAGGGUGAUGGGGCCAGCCCCCUCAUCUGCAAUGGUCUGGCCCACGGUGUGGCCUCCUUCACCAUGGAGCCCUGCGGCUGGGGUCCCGACUUCUUCACCUGUGUGGCACGCUUCCAAAACUGGAUCGAUAGUGUCCUCAACCGCCCUGCUGGCCUGAGGGAAGCCCCAUCAAGCCGUGGAAAGAGGAAGUGGGGACGCCUGGCCUGGCCACGGGACAACCCCAACCACCUUCCGUUUGGAGGCUAUAAGAGGAGCGCGCAGGGGGCACCCUGGAGCCAGACCGUGGCGUGUCACCGCGAAGCCUCCAGUCCUGCCCUCGCCUGUGACCUGCUGGCCUUGCUGCUGGGUGGUGCAGCCCGGGCCGCCGACAUCGUGGGCGGGCAGGAAGAGCAGCCCCACUCGCGGCCCUACACGGUGUCACUGCAGCUGCCGCAGACCCCGGGCAGCCACUAUUGCGGGGACACCUUGAUUCCCCCGCGGUUCGUGCUGACCGCCGCCCACUGCCUGCAGGAAAUGUGAGCAGAGACUGGGGGCCACGACCUGCAGACCCCGGAGCCCACCCAGCAGAGGUUCAGCAUCACUCGCCUGUUUGGGAACAAUUAUGACCCGGAGCAGAGCCUCAAUGACAUCCUCCUUGUACAGGUCGACCGCCCAGCCACCCUCCGCGCUGAGGUCGCAGUGGCCCAGCUGCCGCAGCAGAAUCAGCAGCUGCCCCACGGCACCCAGUGCCUGGCCAUGGGCUGGGGGCGCCUGGGCACCCACGCCGCAGUGUCCCGGGUCCUGCAGGAGCUCAAUGUCACCGUGGUCACCUUCCCGUGCCGGCCGCAGAACGUGUGCACGUGGGUGCCCCGUCGCAGGGCUGGAUUCUGCUUCGGAGACUCUGGUGGCCCCUUGAUCUGCAACGGCGUCCUGCAGGGUGUGGACUCCUUCGUGACCCAGGGCUGCGCGACCCGCCAGUGUCCUGACUUUCUUGCUAAAGGCCUCUACGUGGACUGGAUACAGUCGGUGCUGCGCAGAGAGGGGGCGACGACAGUCCCUGAGCCGUCCCCUCCCACACACCCCCUCCCCAACUCUGAGGCCAGGUGACAAGCCCUAAAGGGAGAACUCUUGGCAGAGGUGGAUCUUUCCCUGAAAGCU
Molecule: messenger RNA, 1560 nt
Organism: Galeopterus variegatus (Sunda flying lemur)
Lineage: Eukaryota; Metazoa; Chordata; Mammalia; Dermoptera; Cynocephalidae
Product: kallikrein-11-like
Biological process (GO): proteolysis
Cellular component (GO): azurophil granule
Molecular function (GO): serine-type endopeptidase activity
Source: RefSeq, a predicted model, not a curated record